GCUGCCGCUCCCGGGCACAGGGGACUGGCAGUGCAGGGACUGGGGCUGCUGCUGCUGUGCCCGCGCCGCGGGAGCGCGCCCUGCUGCACUUGGCCCCAGGCUGUCUGGGAUAUGCACAAAACGCGUCCUGAACUCCGCCACUUCUCCCCGUCUCCAGCAGUGCGUGUGUGUCUCGCUCUCCCGCACGCAGCAGAGCCACUCACGCUAGGGUCUCCUGCGCGGGGCUGAGCCGCCCUGUGUGCCCUGGCUGCUGAACGGCGGAACCCGACCCGCUGCCCCCGCCUCACCCCUCCUGCUUCUCAGGAUGCCCGAGUCAACAAGUUGCAUACCAUUGCAGUAGAGAUGUCUGAUUUUCCCAUCUGAAUAUCUGGAAUUGCUUUAUCACUUCAUUACUCUCAUUAGUAAGCACUGAAGACUUCUGGGUAUUGAAGACAGAUGAAUUAAAUCCUCUUUGAAUGUUCUUGAUCUAAAGUAGAUGUAUUGGAUUCUCUGGAUGUGCAUAAGGACACCAAGCAAAUGGACAGAACCUUAGGGAAGGACUGGAAGGACUGACUCCUGCCAGAGCCCCUGCUGAAAACUGAAGAAGUCCUGAAGAUUGAUGGAGGGCCAUGCUAUUCAAACAGCAGGCGUUGCUGAGACAGAAGCUCUUUGUGCUAGGCAGCCUUGCUAUUGGAAGUCUCCUAUAUCUAGUUGCCAGAGUUGGGAGCUUGGAUAGGCUGCAGCCCAUUUGUCCCAUUGAUGGUCGAUUUCGACCCCAUGGCCAAGACGAGAUCCCACUCCGAACUCUGCAGUUCAAGCGUGGGCUGCUACAUGAGUUCCGUAAGGGCAAUGCCACUAAAGAGCAAAUCCGACUUCACAAUUUGGUUCAGCAGCUCCCUAAGGCCAUUAUAAUUGGGGUGAGGAAAGGAGGCACCCGUGCACUGCUUGAGAUGCUGAACCUCCAUCCUGCAGUGGUCAAAGCUUCUCAAGAAAUUCACUUCUUUGAUAAUGACGAGAACUAUGCCAAGGGUAUUGAAUGGUACAGGAAAAAAAUGCCUUUUUCUUACCCUCAUCAAAUAACAAUUGAGAAAAGCCCUGCAUAUUUUAUCACAGAGGAGGUACCUGAAAGGAUUUAUAAAAUGAACUCAUCCAUCAAAUUACUGAUCAUUGUCAGGGAACCCACAACAAGAGCUAUUUCUGAUUACACUCAGGUGCUGGAGGGAAAGGAAAGAAAGAAUAAAACCUACUACAAAUUUGAGAAGCUGGCUAUUGAUCCUAAUACCUGCGAAGUGAACACUAAGUAUAAGGCAGUGAGAACCAGCAUCUACACAAAACAUCUGGAGAGAUGGUUAAAAUACUUUCCAAUCGAGCAGUUUCAUAUUGUAGAUGGAGAUCGGCUCAUUACAGAACCACUGCCAGAACUGCAGCUGGUGGAGAAGUUCCUAAAUCUUCCUCCAAGGAUAAGUCAGUACAAUUUAUACUUCAAUGCCACCAGAGGGUUUUACUGCUUGCGAUUUAACAUUGUCUUUAACAAGUGCCUGGCGGGUAGCAAGGGACGCAUUCAUCCAGAGGUGGAUUCCUCUGUUAUUACCAAAUUGCGCAAAUUCUUUCACCCUUUUAAUCAAAAAUUUUACCAGAUCACUGGGAGGACAUUUAACUGGCCCUAAACUAAAUUUCAUACAACACUAUGUGUUGCACCUGGAGACAAGCAGCAAUGUCUCUUCUAGAGUAAAAAUAUGCACUUUUCAGAGACACAACUAUCAAACUAACUUUUUUUCAUGCAUACGUGUACAUAUGCAGUGUGUGACCAAAUAUAAGGUGGGAUCAAUUUUUCUACAGAGUAGUAACUAACAUAACUUUACUCUCUACAUAGUUGCAUCAUUUUAAGCUAUACAAAUAAAGGACAAGGUAGUAUUUAGGGGAUUAAAUUCAGAUACUGUGCAAAAGGGUCAGUGUUCCUCUUGUUCAAUAAAAUUUCUUAUGUGACACAUCUAUAGACCCAGACAGAAUGUUAGUUUAGAACAUGCAAAUUCACCUUGCAAUUGUGUGUAGCUGGGAGGGUAUAUUGGAAAGUAUAGCAUUCAGGCUAUAUUAAGUAUGCACCUUGCUAAAGGAAUACUGACACUUUAAAUACAAUGAUGAAUUGUUACAGUGAAACUGGAUAAUACUAUUUUCUUAUUAUUUGAAAAGAAUAUCCUAUCUCGUACAAGCAACAUUGGUUCAAAGGUCCUGUAGUGAGUUUGCACUAUUGUUUUAUUGUAUGGACCAUGGUGUCACUUGUAGCAUGUCAAUCAUGUGUCAAAAAAAAAAUCAAAUAAUUUUUUCUUCUAUGCUUGUGUGUCGAUAAAAAGAAACAUCAUGUAUAUAGUGUAUAUUGUUUGUAAAUACUGGUUUCACACUAAGUAAUUCUAUUUUGUAAACUGAAUAUGGCUAUUUAAUUUAUUGUGAAAAUUAAAUUUAUU
This is a messenger RNA of Gopherus flavomarginatus (Mexican gopher tortoise), 2441 nucleotides long. It is a transcript of the gene HS3ST5, whose product is annotated as heparan sulfate-glucosamine 3-sulfotransferase 5. Lineage: Eukaryota; Metazoa; Chordata; Testudines; Testudinidae. The record is from RefSeq and is a predicted model, not a curated record. Gene Ontology annotation, molecular function: [heparan sulfate]-glucosamine 3-sulfotransferase activity. The transcript is spliced from 5 exons. The coding region runs from base 609 to 1646 and encodes 345 amino acids.